AUGUCCGACUUUGUUGAACUUGGCUUAGAAGGCUUUGACAAAACCACCGAUAAAUACUUUGAUAAAGGAUACGACAAAUUACACAACUAUCGACAUCGACACCGGAGCGGUCGCGAAGACAAUAGCAGCCAAAGCAACAUGAACGACGCACGCGGACGUGAUGGUGGCUAUGACAGUGGCUCGGAGGAUAGUUACGACCAGAGACGAAGACGAAGAUCAUACGCACGAGAUGAUCGCGAUGACAGGAGACCACGACGAUUCGAUAAUCGAGACAUUGAGCCCCAACGUCGACUCUCUCCUCCAGGACAAAGCUACCAUCCUCGCGUUGCAGAUCCGCCUCCGUACAUACCAUAUCAACAAGGAGCUCAGUACUACGAAAGCUCACCACGCCCGUCAUUUCGCGAGGACUACCCGCCAACAUCCUCGAACAGGGCUGUGGUAAACAACGAAAUGGCCAGAUACUCCAGACCCAAGGAUCGCUCACCAUCGCGCUCCCGCUCACAACGGCGACGACAACGCCGCCGCUCCCGGUCUUCGUCCUCGCGCUCUCGUUCCUCAAGUCGUGACUUCCACGAUAGUCCCUUGAUGGCGUUUGACAGUAGACCUUUGGGCUUGGGAGCAGGUAUUGCAGGCGCGCUCAUCGGUGGCUACAUUGGCCGCGAGACCAGCGAUCGUCACCAGAAGCGCGGUACGGCGCUGGGGGCCAUCCUUGGUGGCAUCGGAGCCAACAUCUUGGAGAACAGGGUUAGAAUCUACAGAGAAGAUAGGCAGGAGGAACAGAGGGAUGCAAAGGAGAAAUGGGAGGCUAAGCAGAGGGAAGGCAAAAAGGAGAGGCGGAGCCGAAGGAUGGAGUCGCCGCAGAGAUGGUAG
Molecule: messenger RNA, 870 nt
Organism: Aureobasidium melanogenum CBS 110374
Lineage: Eukaryota; Fungi; Ascomycota; Dothideomycetes; Dothideales; Saccotheciaceae
Exons: 2
Coding region: 1-870 (289 amino acids)
Cellular component (GO): outer membrane
Source: RefSeq, a predicted model, not a curated record